AUGAUACUUCCUGUCGGGCACCGGAAGUCCUGUUUCUCCCCGGAAGUCCAAAAGUGCUAUCUCCAAAUAAGCACGAAUGAGCAUUUUAAGGAAUUGAAACCAAAACUUACUUGGUGUGGGAAUGGAUUUAACCGACAACACUCUGCUGCUUGGUCGCUUUUUACGCGUGUGAAUGGUCGCGCCCAGUUCCAUCUACACAAAUGGAACCAACGCACGAAAAAGAAGACAUACACCAAGAAGGAUACUGAAUGGAACGAGGCAUCCCCACUUGAGCCAGACAAAGUCAAAGACAAGGCAGAAAAGAAACAUCUGAAGAAACUGAGACAAAAAGAACGAAACCGCCUGAAAAAAUUGGAGAAGACAAAGGAGGAGGACGAUAUCGACAAAGUCAACAACAAAAUAGAGCAAGACAUGGCUAAACUGUCAACUUCAGCUAACGACCUGUGCUCAGAUGCUAGCGACAAAAACAAAAGGGAUCAUGGCAAUUUUUGUGAUUCUGAGGGACUGGAUAUGACAAGUUGUUUUGUGAACAAUGCUGCCCAAAGAGUUCAGAGCAAGAUGGAUCCGAAGCCGACAUCUAAGAAGCAUAAAAUGAAGCCAUCGUUGCCUGAGAAAGUCGAUAUGUCUAAGAACGAGGCCAAGGACAAGCCUAGUGGCGUUGUUUCGGAUAACGUUGAGAUAAGCAACAAAAUUGCCGCUAUCGGCAAUGCCUGCGCUCGCAAUGGGCAGUUUGAUGCAGCUGUGCAGAAUUUUACUAAAGCUAUCCAGUACAAUCCAACGGAGUACAAGUUCUAUGGAAAUCGCUCCUUCUGUUUUGAGAAGCUGAUGAAAUACGAGAAAGCCCUGGCCGACGCCGAAGUGUCACUCGACUUGUGUCCAGGUUGGAUAAAAGGUGUUUUUAGGAAGGGACGAGCUUUGGCCGGUUUAAAGAGACAUGAGGAGGCAGCCCGGGCAUUCCAGGAAGUUCUUCACCUUGAUAACACUUGUAUAGAGGCAUCCCAGGAAAUGAUGAAAGUGCAGAUAAUGCAGCUCAUGGAGGGUGGCUUCACACAGAAGCAGUGUACGGAUGCCUUAGUUUUCCACGGCACGGUCCAGAAAGCGCGGGAGCAGCUGAACGAGUUACAUUUAAGUGAGAUGAACGCUGCGGCAAUAUCAACGCCACUUCCGGGCCCUUCAAUUGAGGGCUUUAAUAUCCCAAAACCCUUGGAGCUGUUUCCUGUCUGGGUGGGGAGCUUAAGCACUUCGGUGACUGAGUCUCACCUCAACCAGCUUUUCAGCAAGGCUGGCUUUGUUCACAGCAUCAAGAUCCUGACCUCCAAACAGUGCGCCUUUAUCAACUUUACACAGAAGGAGAGCUGCCAAGAAGCUAUAAGCAGAUUUCACGACUUUGAGCUGAUGGGCAACCAUAUCAGCGUUCGAUACCCAGACAGGAUGCCAAUUGGUAUGGGCAUCUCCAGGUCAGCCCUUAAGGCUCAAGAUGUCCGGAACAAUUACCGGCAAAAUGUGGGUAAAGGCUACUACGGCUACUCCAACCAACCACCUCCAGACCCCAGAGGCUACCCCAAAUACUGAAUUGCGUACCUAAUUUCUGUUUUUAGCAUGUUCAAUUUGCGCUAAAUUCAAGAAAUGUCUGUAUGUUUCUGUUUGAAUUGACUAGUUUUGUAUUUUUAUCUGACUUUUAUUGAAUCAAUUUUGCUGUUCUUGCUCUGUUUUUCCCAUGUACUGGUUAACCAUGUUCUACAAUCUUGCAUUUUAAACAAUGGAUGAUGCAGCAUGUUUGACCUAUUCAAACACUGAAGAGUAUUUUACGAUUGUCUAAUUAAAGGAACACUGCAAUAUUCGAAUCAUUUAUGUUCAUAUUGAACAUUUUAAGUUUUAUAUAAAGACAAUAAGGUGUUUCGAUACAGUAUAUCAGUGAGGUGAAUGGCUUACGAAGUACAAAAUUCUUGUUUUUUAUACUUGAGAAAGGUUGAGAAUAAGAAAUUUACCCAGCCAUCCAUUGUAUACAGUUUAUCCCUCUUGGGGGUCGCAGGAAAAAGCAUAAUUUACUUUUGGUAAAAAUGUUAUUUUUAAAUCGAAUCCAAUUGUCUUUUACUGCAAAACAAAAAAAUAUUUGUGGUCUUACUUUUUAUUUGUAUACAAAGUCCAUGCGCCAAUCAUUGUCCAGGAGAAGCUCUGUUUCUUCCUUGUAAAAGUCUAAUCAACUUCUGUUUUGUCUGAAAUCCCAGAAAAGUUUCUGAGUUUACAUUUAUAAUCCUCCAUAUUGGCUGUCAGAGUGAGAAUAGCUUAAAACAAAGAAACUACUUAGGGUUGCGCAACGAUUUAACAAUAUAAAUUUGACCUACGAUACAGAUAUGAAUAGCAUUGUCCUAUCGCGAUACAUGUUGACACAUUAUAGCUGUGUCCUGCAAAAUGGAGACUGACAAGCUGCACCAAACAGGUUGUUGUUACACAGAAAUGUCCUGACACAGAUGGCUAGCUUCCACAGCUCAGAGACCCUUCUAAUUUCCCAAUUUUAUAACUAACAUAUCUUCCAAGCAGCAUUCUCACUGGAGGACAAGGAAUAGAGGAAUAGCUAAGCAUGCAACACACCGAGCAAGAGAGCGCAGGAGAUCACAAAAAGCAUUGCUAAGCGCUGAGCUACCCUAAAUGUAAGUAGCAAAACAACAGACAAGUUAAGUGCACUUUAACAGAAGUCGAGCUCAUACUGUGUCACAGUGAAGACCAAGCAGCUAUUAACACAAAAUAAACUUGUGGAUUAAUGAGUUUAGAGAGUGAAAAAUACACAGAGAAACUACAUGUCUGAAAAUAUAAAAUUACGCUAUUUGUUUCUACAUGCAUCUUCAGCCAAAGGACAAGUUUGUGUUGCCUGUUUUGAAAUGAGUACCAAUUUGUAUACCAAAGAAUAUUUGGUGAUAUACAGGUAUACUGUUAUUACAAGGUAGUAAUAUAUAUUGCAAUAUGAAUUCUAGACCAAAUUGCCCCUAAAAAGCCAUCCUUGAAACCACUUUAUUGAAGUACAGAGACAGAACACUGCCAGUAAGUUUUGGGAUUGGAAAAAAACUUGACAAUGCAGAAAAAGUUGUAUUAACAAUGAAACAAGUAUUGGUAUUGUAAAAUAAAGUACAAAAAUAAAAAAACAA
Nerophis ophidion (straightnose pipefish) is the source of this 3143-nucleotide messenger RNA. RefSeq lists its product as uncharacterized. The coding region runs from base 1 to 1572 and encodes 523 amino acids. The record is from RefSeq and is a predicted model, not a curated record. The transcript is spliced from 17 exons. Gene Ontology annotation, molecular function: protein binding; RNA binding. Lineage: Eukaryota; Metazoa; Chordata; Actinopteri; Syngnathiformes; Syngnathidae.